Messenger RNA from Hevea brasiliensis (rubber tree), 1608 nucleotides. RefSeq names its product cytoplasmic tRNA 2-thiolation protein 1. Bases 86 to 1159 code for a protein of 357 amino acids. The transcript has 10 exons. Gene Ontology annotation, cellular component: cytosolic tRNA wobble base thiouridylase complex; mitochondrion. Lineage: Eukaryota; Viridiplantae; Streptophyta; Magnoliopsida; Malpighiales; Euphorbiaceae. The record is from RefSeq and is a predicted model, not a curated record. Gene Ontology annotation, biological process: tRNA wobble position uridine thiolation. Gene Ontology annotation, molecular function: tRNA binding.
UGCCUUAAUUGUAAAUUACCCCCAAUUAUCUGGCUGUUUAACUUGAUGCCUUCGACUUCAAUGACCCAAGAGCCGUCGAAAGCUGAUGGAGGAAGUCGCCGACACGAAGGCCCGGAAGGGUGCUGCUCGCCUCUGUAGCCUCUGUGAUCAGAGAAGGGCUGCUCUUAAAAGACCCAAAACUCUAGAGCAGAUUUGCAGGGAGUGUUUUUAUAUGGUGUUUGAGGAAGAGAUACACCGAGUGAUUGUGGAAAACCAGCUAUUCAAGCCUGGUGAGCGUGUUGCUAUUGGUGCCUCUGGUGGUAAAGAUUCUACAGUUCUCGCUUAUGUGUUAUCAGAAUUAAAUCGCCGGCAUAAUUAUGACCUCGAUCUGUUCUUAUUGUCUGUUGACGAAGGCAUUACUGGUUACAGGGAUGACUCGCUUGAAACUGUCAAAAGAAAUGAAAUUCAGUAUGGCUUGCCCUUGAAGAUUGUUUCCUACAAGGAUUUGUAUGGAUGGACAAUGGAUGAGAUUGUGAAGAUGAUAGGUUUAAAGAAUAAUUGCACAUUUUGUGGUGUUUUUCGUCGUCAGGCCCUUGAUCGAGGUGCUGCAUUGUUGAAAGUAGACAAGGUUGCUACUGGGCAUAACGCAGAUGAUAUUGCCGAAACAGUUCUUUUGAAUAUAUUGCGAGGAGAUAUUGCUAGAUUGAGUAGAUGCACUUCAAUAACAACUGGUGAAGAUGGUCCAAUUCCAAGAUGCAAGCCUUUCAAGUACACCUAUGAGAAGGAGAUUGUUAUGUAUGCUUAUUUCAAAAGGCUGGAUUACUUCUCCACAGAAUGUAUAUAUUCUCCAAAUGCAUACCGUGGUUUUGCUCGUGAGUUCAUCAAAGAUUUGGAGAGAAUCAGGCCUAGGGCCAUACUUGACAUCAUUAAAUCAGGGGAGAAUUUCAGAAUAUCCACUAAUACAAAAAUGCCAGAGCAGGGGACUUGUGAACGUUGUGGUUACAUUUCAAGCCAGAAAUGGUGUAAAGCUUGUGUUCUACUUGAGGGACUGAACCGGGGUUUGCCAAAGUUGGGUAUUGGGCGAAGCCGAGGCCUUGAUAAUGAUGGCAGAAAGGAUAUGAAACACAGUAACGGAACAAAAAAUAUUGAGAGCAAACAAUGUGGAACUUUGGAUUUCUGACAUGAAUUGCAUAUCCUUUCAACAUUGAGAAACUUGCAAUUGUUUCAUGAAAGCCAAUACAAAGCUAGCAUGCUUUGUUAUGCAGCCUUAUUGUCACUGGUAUAUGAUUAUUUGAAUUGAUUUGAAAUUUGCGAUUUUACUUGGAAAAGAGUUCAUUAAUGAGAUAGGUGAGGUGGGCUGCAAACGAAGAGCCACUAGCGAGAAGUUUCUCUCUUUCUUUUUGGUUAUUUACAUAUGCAGAAUAAUAGAGAUUUUACAAGUAUAAGAAUUUUGGAAAAGAAUGUAAAGAAAUCUUUGCAGCAGUUUUAAUGGGGACUACGUUGGAACGCAUUGACCAUUUGCAUCAACUAGUUUGCUCUGAUUAUUUCAAUCCGAGGCAUAAUCCUCGGAAGACUACCAUUGUAGUGAUUUUUGGUAUUAAAAUUUAAAAUACCAUUGGUUUCUUUUAA